AUGGCCAGCGACAUUGAAUUCGAUGUUGAGUCGCUAAAGACCAGCCAAAUUCCCACGAACCUGCUCGCGAUGAUGGCAGAGAAUGCUCCGUCAGUCGUCGCAGCCAGAAAUCCAAACGUUUACGCAGGGAAAGGGAAACAAGCACGUAAAUGGAAAUGGGAAUCAUUCACGAAUCCAGCGAGAUCAGAUGGACUACAGCUCCGUCACUGGAAGCGGCUAGAUGAAUUCGAUGAGCCAUACCCGUACGCUCGAUUCAACACCACGUCCGAGCCAUACAGCUACAGCGAGGAUGAGUACGACAGAAUGCUCCAAGACGUAACUUGGUCGAGGGACGAGACGGACUACCUCGUCAAGCUCAUACACGAAUUCGACGUGAGAUGGCCAGUUAUCUGGGACCGCUAUGAGUGGAGAUCCGGUAGAACUCUCGAGGAUCUCAAAGCGAGGUAUUUCGACAUCUGCCGCAAACUGAUCCAGUCGAGAAUUUCGAGCGACGAAAGCAGCACAAACCAGCUUCUCCAAGCUUAUCAAUUCGACAAAGAGCGCGAAAUGAUGCGCAAACAAUACGUCAACUCGCUCUUCGCACGCACACCACAGCAGAUCACCGAAGAGGAGGAGCUCUAUAUAGAAGCGAAGCGGAUAGAGCAAGAUGAGCGCAAGUGGCGAUGCGAGCGCGACGAGCUAGUGCGCACGGUGUCUAUGUCCCGCAACGAGAAGCGCAAGGCUAGUGGAGGAGCUGAUAUAGCCACAUCCACACUCGCUCCUAUGUCGACAUCCAACGAAGAGCAACCACACAAACGCACAGCUAAGAGCGCUGCGUAUGACGCUCAGCACUAUAUCACUCGCCCUUCGUCCCACCUCCCGCUCAAAUCCAGCUCUAACAUACCGCCCUUCAGUAGAGCUACCAAACUUGCACAGAAGAUAACACCGCAGCGCAUCAGAGAAUGCCUUCAGAGUAUGGGGUUGAGUGAUAAGCUGCAGUACCCGACAGCUGCCAAUGUCGCUAAAUAUGAAGGCGUCAAAGAGGCAACGGCGCAGUUGCAAGAAAUACGCAGAGCGCAUGAGAGAGUUGCAAAUGAAUUGCGCCUCGCUAAGGGCAUCAGCGUGUCUGCAGACGAACGGGCAACUGCUUCAACACCCGUGGCCAGAGCGGCGUCAGAACACCCUACUCCCACCUCCACGCCAAAACCCACAACACCCGCACCGGAGAACAGCAUGGGUCUGAGCACAGACUCAAGUGAUCCAAACGAGUCCAACGAUCUCAACAAAAGACGCAAAUUGUAA
Molecule: messenger RNA, 1281 nt
Organism: Wallemia ichthyophaga EXF-994
Lineage: Eukaryota; Fungi; Basidiomycota; Wallemiomycetes; Wallemiales; Wallemiaceae
Product: SWR1-complex protein 4
Exons: 2
Coding region: 1-1281 (426 amino acids)
Biological process (GO): chromatin remodeling; negative regulation of transcription by RNA polymerase II; DNA repair
Cellular component (GO): NuA4 histone acetyltransferase complex; Swr1 complex
Molecular function (GO): transcription corepressor activity
Source: RefSeq, a predicted model, not a curated record